CCCGCCGCAGCGCACUGCGUCGCGUUUAUAUCGAACCGAUAUCACAAAUACGCUUAUCACUGCGAUCUUGAUUAGUGGCGCUUUCCAAACUGUGUUACGGCCAAAAUUAACAACUGUUCUAAUCUGUCAAUUUGUGUUUGAUGCACAAAGAACCAACGGUAUUAUAAAUAUGUUGUGCUAGUGUUUACAUUCGUGACUCUCUCAGUUUGUUCAUUCGUGUUAAGUAGUAAUUUUCGACAGAAACAAGUAGUAAACACAUACGCCAGGAACGAGCUCGGAAGGGGUCCUAUUUAUACAGCAACUUUGCUUAUAGUGAUAAUAAGGAGCUUUACCGAGAAACACUUUGCCGAUAUUAACAUUUAGGAGCGUGGGUUGAUUGUGUAAUAUAAAUACGAAACGUUUGAUCUGAGCUGAAUUUCUUAUUACUCACGUGGAUUGCUAUGAGGCUGGAAGGUACUAUGGAGAAUGGAUCUGCACAAGUAGUACGGGGAUCUGUAGGUCAUAGAAAUGAGUACGGGAAAGGAGACAGGACAACGGCAGCUCCUAAUGUAAUAUUUGUAAACAGGUCACUACACUUAGAAAAUGUUAAGUUCUAUGGAUUUGAUAUGGACUACACAUUGGCUGAGUACAAAUCACCACAAUACGAAAUGUUAGGAUUUAAUUUAACCAAAGAAAGAUUAGUUGAAAAGGGGUAUCCUAAGGAAAUAUUAGAAUUCGAAUAUGAUCCUUCUUUUCCUGUCAGAGGUCUAUGGUUCGACACGUUGUAUGGUAACCUAUUGAAAGUAGAUGCUUACGGUAACAUAUUAGUGUGUGUGCAUGGAUUUGAAUUUUUGAAGCAUUCACAAGUAUACGAGCUGUAUCCUAAUAAGUUCUUAACGCUAGAUGAAUCCAGAGUGUAUGUUCUGAAUACACUGUUUAAUUUGCCGGAAACGUAUUUAAUAGCGUGCCUUAUAGAUUACUUCACUAACUCGCAUCAGUACACAAGGGACAAGACUGGCGUAAGAUGUGGGGAUUUGAUGAUGUCGUUUAAAUCCAUUUUCCAAGACGUGCGCAACGCUGUCGACUAUAUUCACCUCCACGGGGACCUCAAGUCCAAAACAAUCGAGGACAUUGAGCAAUAUCUGAAGAAGGAUGAAAGACUACCAAUGUUCCUCUCUAGAAUCAGAGAGAGCGGAGCUAAAGUGUUCAUUCUUACAAACAGUGAAUAUAACUUUACUGACAAAAUUAUGACGUAUUUGUUUGAUUUUCCACACGGAGCCAAGCCCGGAGAGCCACACAGAUGUUGGCGGACAUAUUUCGACUGGAUUGUCGUAGACGCAAAGAAACCAUUGUUCUUCGGCGAAGGCACCACGCUGAGACAAGUUGACACUCAGACAGGAGCUCUCAAGAUGGGCAUUCACGUUGGUCCAUUGCAGCAUGAUGUCGUUUAUUCUGGAGGAUCAUGCGAUGUAUUCACAGAACUGAUAGGAGCUAAAGGUAAAGACGUAUUAUACGUUGGAGACCACAUAUUCGGUGACAUUCUUAAGUCCAAGAAAAUCGGCGGAUGGCGCACUUUUCUCGUGGUACCAGAGCUGGUACAGGAGUUACAUGUAUGGACAGACAAAUGCCAAUUGUUCGCGCAAUUACAGAAUUUGGAUGUACAGCUGGGAGAUAUGUACAAAGAUUUGGACUCGAGUACAAAAGAGAAACCGGAUAUUACAAAGCUGCGUAUGUCCAUCCGUGACGUCACGCACAAAAUGGACCUCGCGUAUGGUAUGCUUGGGUCACUCUUCCGGUCUGGAUCAAGGCAAACUUUCUUCUCCUCACAGGUCGUUAGGUACGCGGACCUGUAUGCGGCGUCACUCCUGAACUUGAUGUACUACCCGUUCUGCUACAUGUUCCGCGCGCCCGCUAUGCUCAUGCCUCACGAGUCCACCGUUGCGCACGAACAACAUUUCACCAUCGACUCACCUGCUAUAGACAGAUCGAGAGGUCCCGCACACCAGACGCGAGCUUACAACGCUGUCGGUUUGCAUGACGAGGACACAACAUCUGAGGAAACAGAACAAUUAACAAAGGUCUCCGACAAAAACGUCAUGCACCCAGUGGAAUCUAAGCAUGCAAAAGACUUACGGACUUCGGUACCGCACACGAGGCCCGAAACACCUCGUCAGUUGACGCACACGCACGACGACGAUUGCUCUGACGAGGAGGAGGUCAAGAAAUAAGCACCUUCAUACCCUUUUCUGGUUGCAGAACGAGUCAAUUUCAACAUUGUCGCAGCUCAAUUUGAACAGCAGGUGUUCUAUGCGGCCUAGCUAGAUAAAUAAAAAAUAAGUAAGCUUUACUCUGAUCUUUAUUCCGUUAAUCAAUGCAGUAACGAUUGUUAUAACUAUAGUAAUUUUAACUUUAAAAGUCCAGAACGGGUUGGUGUGACUUAUACCAGUCAAGGAUGAUAGAAUUGGAAUGUGCUCUUCCAAAAAUCUUGUUGUUAAUGUUUUACGUAGUAUCUACGAAUAGCUCCCAGUUAUAAUCAGGGCGCUGUUAUACGCGUUGUUUAAAUACAUUUUAGAAAUCACACUGGGAUUACCAUUUAUUUUAAAGUUCGAACUCAUGUAUUGGAAACGUACGCAGUUAAUGGUAACAAUAGUUGUUUAGUAUCAAAAAAUGUAACUAGCACUUUUAAAUCUUAAUAAUAAUUUUGACAAUUUGAGGCUAUUUUUUUGGUAUACAGUAAGCUAACAUUAACAGGAGCGCAGUAAAUAAGUCGGUACCAUUUCAAAAUAUGUAAUGGUGUGGUACAAAUAAAGCAUUUUGAAAUUGUGAUUGCAUGUUUUUUGCACGAUUUACCGAUUAUGUGAAUCUGAUCUAUUAUAUGAGAAUUCUGUUUUGAUAGACGAGUUCAGUUUUACGUGAAAUAUUUGAUCGAGUUUUGUUUUAAAGUUAUGGGAAUUAUAAUUGUUAUGUUUGUAUAUCUUUUUAAAUAUGAUAUAUUUUUUAUACCCUCUGUUUUGGAUUUUGUUUACGAUUUAUAAGUUUGUACCAAAUCAGGUGAAGUUAAAAACGCUGUAAUAAGGAUAUUAAGAGCAGUCUUGAAAUAACUUUAGAAAGCAAAAUAAGAGUAUAAUGUUGACUUUCAAUGAAACAAAUUACCUACUGUCUGGGUAAAGUGGUAAAAAAGAAUUUAAUAAUCUAGAAAUGUUAAAGGGUUUC
Hyposmocoma kahamanoa is the source of this 3192-nucleotide messenger RNA. It is a transcript of the gene Nt5b, whose product is annotated as cytosolic purine 5'-nucleotidase. Lineage: Eukaryota; Metazoa; Arthropoda; Insecta; Lepidoptera; Cosmopterigidae. Gene Ontology annotation, molecular function: 5'-nucleotidase activity. Bases 441 to 2207 code for a protein of 588 amino acids. The record is from RefSeq and is a predicted model, not a curated record. The transcript has 14 exons.